AUGCAAUUCACAACCGCAACACUCAUCACCCUCCUCAGCGCCCUCGGAGCCGCUUCUCCCCUCCAACCACGUCAACUCGGUCUAUGCAGCUCCGCCAUCGAUACAGCACAAUGCUGUAGCGUCAGUAUUCUUGGUGUCGCUAACUUGAACUGUGUUUCUCCACACGUGCCCCCGACGUCCGUCGAGAGUUUCCGUGAGAUCUGUGCUGCGCAUGGUCAGCAGGCUUCUUGUUGUGCAGUCCCUGUUGCUGGACAAGCUGUUCUUUGCACUGCUGCUUCUGCUUAA
Molecule: messenger RNA, 285 nt
Organism: Sclerotinia sclerotiorum 1980 UF-70
Lineage: Eukaryota; Fungi; Ascomycota; Leotiomycetes; Helotiales; Sclerotiniaceae
Exons: 2
Coding region: 1-285 (94 amino acids)
Cellular component (GO): extracellular region
Source: RefSeq, a predicted model, not a curated record